This is a messenger RNA of Magnolia sinica, 1374 nucleotides long. RefSeq names its product F-box/FBD/LRR-repeat protein At5g53840-like. The record is from RefSeq and is a predicted model, not a curated record. Bases 1 to 1374 code for a protein of 457 amino acids. Lineage: Eukaryota; Viridiplantae; Streptophyta; Magnoliopsida; Magnoliales; Magnoliaceae. The transcript is spliced from 3 exons. Gene Ontology annotation, molecular function: protein binding.
AUGAUGAAGGAUCGGAUUAGUGAUUUACCAGACUUUCUUAUCCAUGAAAUCCUUUCUCAUUUAGAGAUGAAGGACGUAGUAAAAACCAGCGUACUUUCUGCUAGUUGGAAGCACGUUUGGACGCAAACGCCAGUUCUCAACUUCAAGCAUGACCACGACAUAGGAUUUGUUAAUAGAUAUAGAUCAGUUGAGGAUUUCUUCCGCUUCGUCUGCUGUUCGCUUGCUCUCCACAAAUGCCCAAAGAUCCACAGAAUCCAGCUCUCCUUCGACUAUUCUACAUACCAAGAUUACUAUGACAAAGAAAUUGAUGGGUUGAUCCACUUUGCGAUUGCGCGAAAAGCCAGUGAGCUCAAACUAGAUAAGUUACCCGGCCUCUACGUUCUAAACCUCUCUCUACUUGAGAUGGGGUCACUAGAGGUUUUAAAGCUUCACCGUUGCACAAUCGAACUCCCUACUCCAACUUUCAAAGGCUUCAGAAACCUUAAGAUGUUGCCCCUCUCAAAUGUGUAUUUUAAUGGUGGCGAUGUGGAAGAGCUCUUGGCUUGCUCUCCAAUACUUGAAUCUUUGACAGUCAUAGAAUAUGGUAAUGAUAUCAGAAUUCCUGCUUCUUUGAAUGGGCAGCUUAAGCACUUAUCUUUGAAAGGAGAAUAUGAGUUGGAUAUUUGUGCCUCAAACCUUUUAUCAUUGGACAUCUCUAUGGUAAUCGACAAUUUUAAAUAUUCGCCGGAAAGUGCAUCUUCACUAACUGAUGUGUCCCUUGAUUUUCAAUUUUUUCAUAAACAAAAUUGCUUUAUCACAAGAAGUGAGGAUAGAAUGAUGCAGGAGAUUCUGAAAGAUGUCCAUCGUGCUAGAGUUCUUAAACUACAUGGUUGUUGCAUUCAGGUAUCACCUCCUAUCUCUAUGCAUAAGUGUUUGGUGAUAGAGUCAGCAUUGAAAAUGUGGGAACUUCCUGGUAUAGCUUCUUUGUUGAAGAGUUCACCUGAUCUUCAGAGCCUUGUAAUUAAGGAAAUUCAUGGAUACCUAUAUUUGGAUCAGACAUUAAUGUACAGACAUGAGUCUGUUAAAAAAGGAUAUUUGGAAUCACGAUUCUCUUGUCUUCUACAUCGCCUCAAGACUAUCAAGAUAUCUGGCCUCACUAAGGGGAUGUUUGUUCUCAAGAAUAUCAAAGGCAAAAUACAACUUGUGAAAGUCUUGUUAAAGCAUGCUGUGGUCCUAGAGAAAAUGACUAUCCACAUCACUCAUAAAUCAGAUUCUUGUGAUGAGGAUAAGGUAAACUUGUCAAGAUCACUCUCAAAGUUGGGGAGAAAAGUUCAAGCUUUUGACAAAGCCUCUACUCGCGCAGAAGUAUUGUUCUUGUAUGAUUUCGAUCAAUGA